AAAGAAUGGGAGAGGGGAAACAAUUAGUUUCCCAUCAAUAUGGGAAUGAGACAGAAUCAGGUAAUAAAGUUAAUUAAAAAAAAAAAAAAAAAAUAUAAGAUAGAUUGUUAUAUAGGAUUGGUUAAUAAGGCAAUAAGAUGAUUGGUCAGUAAAUAAGCACGAGCCCUUGGUCAGUUGUUAAGCCUGGAGAGCCUAUAAAUACAAGUGGACAUCCAGAAACCGUUAGCAGAGCGGCGGUGACAUCUCAGAAGACACGUCUGCUCUGUGCUGCAAUGGAAUUUUACCUGCGUCAGCUUAUGGACAGGGCCGCAGCACCAGGCGGAGAAGAAUGGAUGAAACUUUGCCUUUCUCUGGCUCCUCCAUCCUCGGUUUUGCAGGAAGCUGAUGAGGCAGUGUGCUCAGCAUCUAUGUCCCUUCCUGCUACAGCUCCGCCCCCGGUUCCCGGGUUAUUCCUUCCUCAUGUAGAUCGAGGUGACAGGCAGGUUGAUCUGCCUAUGGGUGUGAAUGAGGUUGGACUUGCUGCGUCAUCGGCCCUCCCUCCUCCAGAAGUGAAUGACGAUGUGCAGGUUAAUGCAAAUACUGUUGCUGGCAGAACUGGCAGGUCGGUUUACAAGAGGACACAGAAGCUGCGCAGAUGUUAUUCUCCAUCACCUCCAAAGAACACUAAAAAGGGUCGCUCUGAUAACACUUUAACUGUUUCAGCACCAGCACAAUGUCCUAUUCCUGUGGUGACAAGUGAUACUGCUCCCACACAAAGAGGUGAGUCUCUCGACUCGGCUGCUUUAUCUGAUAUCAUUUCUAACUUUUCUUUAGUGUCUGGGCAAUUGCAGCAAUUACUGUCUAGAACUUCAUGGCCUGCUAUGGAUGUUUCGCACGCUUGGUCUAACCAGCAAUCUGCCCAAUCUACAUGUGUGCCUAGCCAGGUAAUGCAGGUGGAACCGAUUGCUAAUGUGCAUGAAAUUGCUAAUGUUCCUGAAAGUUGUUUUAGGGAGGCUAUGGCGUGUGAGUUGUCCCCGCUGGGUUUUCAUUUAUCUGCUAAUGUCAAAGCUAAGAUUUGGAAGGGGGAUUAUAUGGAUAUUUUGUCCCUUUUACCAGCUGCAGAAGACAGACCUCUGAGGAGGGAUCAAGAAAAGGUUGUAGAUGAUAAGCGUAAGAUUGUGCCUAGAUCCUUCAAUAACUGGCUUCAGGCCUUCUGUAUUUACGCUAGUGUGAUGGGCGAAAAACAUCCUGAGAUUUGUUAUAAAAUGUUUCAUCAUGUGGAAAUCAUAUUGGAAGCGUAUAAAAAUUUUCCAGGCUUGGCUUGGUUUACUUAUGAUGAAUCUUUUCGUCAAAAACUAGCCGUUCAUGGAUCGUUACGAUGGGGAACAAAAGACGUCGGAUUGUGGCUCAAUUUGUUGUUGCCUCAGAGACCGAUGGUUAGAUCCCCUCCGGUACAGACUGGGCCUUUUCGCAAGGGCCUUUGCUUUAGCUUCAAUGAGGGCCAAUGUAAGUGGCCGCAUACGUGCCGUUUUAGACAUGAAUGUUCUAAUUGUUCGGGAGUACACCCGGCUUCUAGAUGUUUCAAAAAGGUGGCGUUGACCCCGCAGCCUCAGCCUAAGGAUACUUUUCGUAAAAGCAGUAACCCCGGUGAAGUUGGUAGAAAUGUUACCUUAUCUACGCAUUUGGCCGCGUCGUCAGGAGGCGGACUUAUUAAUUAAGGGCUUUUCGUUGGGUUUUUUACUUCCAUCUUUUUCUGGAGUGGGUUGUUCGGUUGUGAAUAAUUUACCCUCUGUUAGCAGGUUUAAAGAGGUAGUUAGGAAAAAGAUAGAGAAGGAAGUACGGGCUGGCAGGGUUGCGGGUCCUUUCAAGGACCCCCCUUUUGUCAAUUUCAGGAUAUCUCCAUUAGGCAUUAUUCCUAAGAAGGAUACUAAGAGUUUUAGACUGAUUCAUCAUUUGUCAUUUCCUGCUGGCUCUUCUUUAAAUGAUGAUAUUGAUCCUGAAGUCUGUACGGUAUCUUACAGUUCGUUUGACGAUGCUAUUUCUUUGGUUCGUUCGGUUGGUGGUUCGGUUUUUUUGGCUAAGGCUGACAUUAAAUCGGCAUUUCGUUUGUUACCCAUCCACCCGUCUGCUUUUGAUUCGCUUGGCUUUUAUUUUGAUGGUAAUUUUUAUUUCGAUCGUUGCCUCCCGAUGGGCUGUUCUAUGUCUUGUUGCUAUUUUGAGACUUUCUCGUCAUUUUUGGAAUGGUCGGUUUCGCAUGUCACGGGUUCUCUUAAUUUGGUGCAUUAUUUAGAUGAUUAUCUUUUUAUCGGGGCUUCUUCUGCAGAUUGUUUGUUUUUGUUUACAAUGUUUAGGAUGCUUUGCAGGAAAUUUGGAGUGCCUCUAGCGGAAGAGAAAUCGGUCUGGCCUACGAAAUCGUUGGAGUUCCUAGGUGUUACGAUUGAUGCUGAGAGAAUGGAAUUUCGUUUGCCUCCUGAUAAGGUGUGUCGUAUGCGCUUUUUGGUUUCUUUUGUCUUGAGCAAAAAGAAGGUUACACUGCGUACAUUACAGGCUCUGUUGGGUCUGUUGGCCUUUGCGACCAGAGUCAUAGCUGUUGGGAGGGUUUUUUCGAAGAGGUUGUACAGAGCGUUGGCAGGAUUGAAGGACCCUCGGCAUUUUGUCAGGAUUUCCUCAGAAUUAAGAGAUGAUUUGAAGGUUUGGGAUUGUUUUUUGUUACAUUUUAACGGUUGUUGUUUUUGGCAGUCUCCAUUUUGUGAUGCUUCGGCACUCUCUCUGUUCACAGAUGCUUCGGGAUCUUAUGGUUAUGGUGUAUACUGGGAUGGACAUUGGUCAGCUGCUCCUUGGCCGGCGGGUUGGAUGGAGAGGGGUUUGACUUCCAAUAUUGUAUUUUUGGAAAUCUUUCCCAUCUUGGUGGCUCUGGAAUUGUGGGGUGACAGUUUUCGUAAUAUGAGAUUGCUUUUUCAUUCGGACAACAAGGGUGUGGUUUUUUCCAUCAAUUGUAUGUCUUCCAAGUCUCCACCUGUGGUUGCUGUUCUUCGGCACAUUGUUUUUAAAUGUCUCCUUUUGAAUGUUUGGAUUAAGGCUAAAUAUAUACCUGGUCAUGUUAAUGAUAUUGCUGACGCACUGUCUCGAUUACAGCAGGAACGUUUCAGGACACUGGUGCCAGAAGCAGAUCUUCUUGGUCUUCCGUGCCCUAUCCAUCUGUGGUCCAUCGUCUAGAGAAGGUUCAAGUUGCUGUCCUGAACUCGUUGGCUCCUUCCACGUGGGCAAAUUACAAGGCCGCGUGGGAUAGCUGGCAAUCUUUUUUGUUUACGCAGGGUCAUCAUCAGGAUGAGUACAGUGAGCAUCUGGUUCUUUCUUUUUUGGACUCCUUGAUGGGUUCUAAUUAUUCAUAUUCGCAUGUUGUUAAAAUUUUGGCUGGGGUUUCUUUUUUUGUUAAAUGGCGGAAUUUACCGCCUUGUUCUAGUUUUUUUUUCUAUACAACAAGUAUUGAAGGGUUACCGGAAAUGUUCCUUUUCUGUCGAUACUAGGGUUCCGAUUACUGUGGAACUGUUGCGAGCCUUACUCUCAGUGACUGAUUCGAUAUGUUCGUCUAAUUAUGAAGCUGUUCUUUUCAAAGCUUCUUUUAGUGUUUGUUUUUUUGGAGCUUUUAGGAUUUCGGAAUUGGUGCCCAAUUCCUCCUUUGCUUGUAAUGGCCUGCUCUAUUCGGAUUUGUCUUUUUCUGACAGUGGGGUUCAGUUUUUUUUGAGGCAUAGUAAAACUGAUCAACUGGGGAAGGGCCGAAUUAUUAGUAUUGCUAAGAUUUAUGACAGUUCUAUUUGUGCUUGUCACUUUAUGUUUAAGUAUUGUUCCAUUCGUCCUAAGUGUGGAUCUCAUUUAUUUGUACAUGUUGAUGGGCUUCCGCUUACCCGUUUUCAAUUUUCUGCAGUCCUGAAGAAGUGUUUAGUCAAGCUGAAUCUUGACCAUUUGCAUAUUACCACUCACUCAUUUAGAAUAGGUGCAGCUACUGAAGCUUCUAGGCUUGGUUUGUCUGCAUCUGCGAUCCAGGACUUGGGUGGGUGGAAGUCCAAUUGUUUCAAGACUUAUAUUAGGCCUAACCUUUGCCAUUUCUGAAUUCCAGGUGCAUCAAAGCAUAAUGUCUGGAUUUUAGGACAUUCUUACGUGUUCUGGGCUAAGAAACGUGCUUCUAUCCGUUCGUAUGGUAAUAAUUUGGGUUUGGAUGGUGAGGAUGUUUUUAUUUGUUGGUUUGGUAGGCGCGGAAUGUCUUGGUUUGACUUGCGCCCUACUUUAAAUAGAUUAUAUUCUUCAUGGCCUCCUCCGAAUGCUGUAGUUUUCCAUCUCGGGGGUAAUGACUUAGGUCAUUAUAAGACACUUGAUUUAUUAAGUAGGAUUAAAGUUGACCUCUAUCAAUUGCAUUUAAUUCUUCCUAAUACAGUUUUAAUAUUUUCCGAAAUUAUUCCAAGACUUUCUUGGUUUUUAUCUCCAGAUCUACUGUUCUUGGAGAAAAUUAGAAAGAAAAUUAAUAGGGCCAUGGCUAAAUUUAUGCCUUCAAUUGGGGGCAUGUCUUUUAGACAUGUUGAAUUGGAAGGUAGAAUUCCAGGUUUUUAUCGGUCAGACAAUGUUCAUUUGUCUGAUGUGGCCCUGGAUAUAUUAAAUUUGGAUUUGCAGACUAGUGUGGAAUUGGCCGUGGCCAGGGUGGGGUGCCAGACUUGUUAAUCAAGUCUGGCGGGUGGGGAUAUUUGUGUGUAAGUUUAUGGUAUAUAGUUUGAGCUGUAAGGGCUAAACUAAUUUAUGGGAAUAAGUAAGAGUAUUGGCAAGUAAUGUUUUGGUGAUAAUACGUUUAUUAUAAAUACCAACAAUGAAAGAGCUACGGCCAAUUAUUUCCAACAAAUAAAAUAUUUUAUCAAAAUGAUAAUUUCUGGUUUCAUAGUAUUUAUUUAUAGAAGGUUAAAGAUUUCUGUAUUCAUUCCCAUGGGAGAGGGGAAACAAUUAGUUUCCCAUCAAUAUGGGAAUGAGACAGAAUCAGGUAAUAAAGUUAAUUAAAAAAAAAAAAAAAAAA
Molecule: messenger RNA, 5035 nt
Organism: Rana temporaria (common frog)
Lineage: Eukaryota; Metazoa; Chordata; Amphibia; Anura; Ranidae
Exons: 2
Coding region: 273-1697 (474 amino acids)
Molecular function (GO): metal ion binding
Source: RefSeq, a predicted model, not a curated record